This is a messenger RNA of Paramuricea clavata, 21720 nucleotides long. NCBI's taxonomy places the organism in Eukaryota, Metazoa, Cnidaria, Anthozoa, Malacalcyonacea, Plexauridae. The record is from the annotation of a GenBank genome assembly.
GUUCUGUUGGUGCUACAAACAUGAAUGAACAUUCUUCGCGCUCACAUGCAAUAUUUACAAUCACAAUUGAGCGAAGUGAGAAAGGAGCAGAUGGCCAACAACAUGUUCGUAUGGGAAAACUUCAUAUGGUUGAUUUGGCUGUAAGUUUAAGGCACUUUUAUUCCGUGUUUUUGUAUCCGCCUUAUCGAGUUAUUUAAUUAUACCGGGUGUCCCAAAAAAAACUGGACACUGUUUGAUUACAUGUAACGUAAAAGUUAUAAAAGCUAUCGCUAUGAAAUAAAAAUCAUUGCAUUUAGAAUUAGGACUAACUUAGAAUUUGAUAUAUAGCACUUGAAUUUACAUGCAAUAUUGAGCGAGAUACAACUAAAAUAAAAAUAUUUAUUAUUUAACAAGUACUAUAACUACAUUGAUAAUUAUAAGGUUGUUUUAUGCUAAUUUUUGGCAUUUUGAAAAUCAGUGUAGUUCAACGUUCAAACACCAAUAGCGCAGUCAAUAUUGCAUGUAAAUUCAAGUGCUAUGUAUCAAAAUCUAAGUUGGUCCUUUCUGAAUGCCGAAUGACCUUUAUUUCAUUGCGAUAGAUUUUACGUUCCAUUUUUUUUUGGACACCUGGUAUAUACGGACGGGACGUCUAAGAUCAGUAUCAGUGUGCUAUCGCAGAUUAAUAAUUCUUCAAGCUUAUUCUUCUGAAAAUGUCCACGAUGAGUCCAACAUAAAUUUCGGAACAACAUACAGUAAUAGAUAUUGACAAAGCAGUAAUUUAAUUAAUUUUAAUUAAAUCAAUUUAUUGGACAAUCAACUACAAUGUCCAAGCGGUAAGAUUGCGAACGGGGCUGAAAGUCCCAUGCGAGGCACUCCCCCGUUUGAAACUAUAAACCUACUAAAAUAUAUUACAGUACUUAAAUAUUGACAUGAAUAAUAACCGUAAAGAAACAUGCCAAUACACCCUUCCGGAAAGUACGUCAUCUUGGCUAUAGAGCCUCGUUUUUGUGUACGCGACAUUAGUUAAAGUAUAACGUGCCAAUCUCGAAAACGAGGCUCUAUGGCCAAGAUGAUGUACUUUCUGGAAGCGUGUAUUGCUUGAGCACCAACUAAUUCUCAAACCAUACACAACUUAAUGUUCCAAUAAGAGUUAUUGGAUUUAGUAUUAAAUGAGAACCAAUACUACUUUCAAUUAAGAUUCAAGAAUGUGAAAGAACAUUGAAAAACAGUUAAGCAAUAUGCAUAUGUUUUCUUCAAAACUAAUCCCUAUGACAUGAACAAGUUUGAUGUAAUGACCAUGUACAGGUCACUAUAUCUACACAAAAAAGUAAUAAUUAAAAUAUUAAAUGUAAGUACGUUCUUGACAAAAACAAUUUUAAAGAUAAUUAGACUACGAAGGUGUGCAGGAGAGGCUGUUUUACACACACACAGAGUUCCAGUGAGGGACGGUACGGUUGAAGCAAGAUGACUGAAAUGUACUUGUUUUACACGACGGAACUUCAAGCAUAAGGGUUUUUACGAGUACGACUAUGACUAACCAAUGAUACAAUAUUAAAAACAUUGAAGUCAUACUAUCCAUUCCGUAAUUUAAGUGUAGGGAUGAACUAUAAAUUUGUUGAAACGACCCCGCCCAGUUCUGUAAGCCUGUUUGUCUUGCUUAUCUUUCUUCUCAUCAAAUCUUUGUACAUUUUGAAAACUCUUUUGUUCAUGAUGAAUGCAAUAGCAAUGUUCACACCUUGAAGUGAUGUGAAAAUCACGAACAAAUACGAAAAGACAAAGGUGAAAUGAACGAUCAGAUCCAAAAAGCCAAACAACCAACUGAAUCCCAUUAAGGUGGCAAUCUUGAGAUAUAUCCAAAACAUUGUUUGUGUUGUCCUGGUGUGAGAUGAUGCUAUGAGAUGAUCAUGAUAUUUAGAACGUCCCAUAUGAAUAUGAACCACAGUGAGAAUAAAAAAUAUCACGUUGAAAAACAAGAUCACACCAACAGGAAGAACAAAAAAGUAUCGUUGAGCGUCUAUGUUCUCAAACCAACAUAUUUGAUCGUCUGUAUAGAUAGUGUAAAUACCCUGUUGGUCUAAAACAAAGCAUGUCCCAACAAAAAUUGCUGGAGUACACCAUGUUAUAGUACAGUACUUCAGAAAUUUUAUAUUUUCGUCAUGUUGGUGCACAUCUCUUGAAACAAUCUUACUAGAGAACCUCCAAUAAGUAUGAUACGCAAUCAUUGCCAUGGCAACAAAUGAAACAAGAAAUAAAUAAUGUUCUACCAUUGCGGUAACGUGACACGACACUGACACAUUCGAUUUUCCAACUGCUGUUAACCAGAUCAAUUGCGCCAAAAAUAAUGAAACAGACAAAUUUAAAACAUUCUUUCCUGGAAUACUAUGAUGAAGUUCUGCAAAUAUCAAAUAUGUCAGAAUUACCAAGAAAAGACAAAAUAACGAUAGAGCAAAUCCAAUUAAAGUUAAAUAUGUCAGAAUAACAUGAGUGACUCUUUGAGGUGGAGUAGUCAUGAUCUUCACUGAUGGAAACAAACAAAUAAUAACCUUUUCAUUUUGGAUGUCGUAUUCUCCGAAGUGAUAGAUCUUGUUUGUUCCGUUAUAAAAUAUACUAAGAUUUUUGAAUUUUAUGUAUUCACUCUCAAUCAAACUGACUUGGUAACCAUGGCAAUUCGAUAGCACGACUUGUUCACAAACAGAAAUAUUCUGCUUCGCUGAAUCUUCAAAGAACACUUGCUUUGCUUCAUACGUUGUUCCGCUUGAGUUAACAUAGUAACUUCCGUUGGGCAAUAAUCUAUAUUGCUUGAAGGUAUAUGUUUGUUUGUUAAUACAAGUUAGUUGUCGAUAGGUGGUUUUAAAAACUGUAAACAUAUGUUUACGCAUGGUUAUGUUAAAUUCCGUGGUAAAAAAUAAUAAUCUUUUUAAUGGAAGAAUCUUCCUUGAUCCAUUGCGAUGACUGUUAAAUGACGUUUUUUCUUGGUUAUCCAUUGUCUCAUUGUAUUGUUUUGCUAAACCAGUAAACCUAGUGUUUGCUCAGGCGUUAGCCACAACCUAAACGUAAUUACGAAGUAAUUUGGCCAUCUUUUAAUAAAAUGUAAAUUGUCCAUUUGUGAAAUAUUGAUAUUAAACGUUUUUCUCAGAGAAGAAUAAAUGUUCUUCUUGGAAACCCGACUAGCAGUAAACUUCUCAGAACUGAACCAAACUGCCACCACAUAUCUUUCAAUGUUUCUCUUCUUUGGUACUCUAGAACGUGACUUACUAGAACGUGAACAAAUUUCAAGCUUAGAGUCGUAAGGUUUCUUCCCGCAUUUAGCCUGCACGUGGGUGGAAUAACCGUCAUUUGUAAUAUCUAGUACAAGUGAUAAAGACGCUAUCUUCGGAGGACUAUAGCGUCACGGUUAAUGCGUGGACCACAUUUUGGAUGUAUAUAUUGUUUUCCCAUGCAACUUACGCACCACUUAUUUCGAUAAUUUGUGCCGUUGACCGCGACAACUCCAACUGGACCUCUUGCACACCGUUCAUAAUAAGGAUUUGUAACUGAACAAUAUUUCACUAGAUUUGGAAAACAUUCACGAGUUUUGUAAUCAUCUCUUCGUUGAAAACUGAUGCUAUCUUUUCUACAAUACUUCAAAGCAAACAAGAUUUUCUCAUUUAUCGUUGUUAAUGAUGAUGGCGGGAGAAUUUCACAAAUUAUUUUUAUACCAAAAUGUUUUAUCUGAUAUUCUCCAUUGCAUUCUGCGCAAUAUUCAUUACGAUAUACCAAACUAUUCCUGCCAUGAACAGGAACUAACUUACUUAUAUCAUUUUCACUCCACGAUUCCUUAUCAGCAUUCUCGCAUUCAUUGCUCUUAUUAUCUGGACAUCUAUUGACUAUCCAAAUAGGAGCAUUUAAAUAUUCGUUGAUACAGGAAAGUUGCUGAAACUCCAGUUGUCCGGGUGUUUUUACUCCUUUGUUUCCAUGAUAGUGUUGGUGGUCACUACAGCAAUCAUUAAAGAAUGUGCAGUAGGAAUCACAUUGACAUUUACGCCAAUGUUCAGUCUCCUGCACGCAAGUCUUACAACACGAGUACUGGCUCGGACAACUCAGUGCUUCUUCUUCGCUUGUAUUGUGGUGAAAAUCCUUGCCACUCCUUAUAUUUCUCACGUUGACUUCUAAAUUGAAGGAAGAAAAUUUGUGUACUACAUUUUCAUUGUACGUUUCAAUAAAAGAUGCUGACAAAUAAAAGAUGUUGACAACUAAAAUAUACUGAUUUAAAUAAAAGAUACUGACAAAUAAAAGAUGGUGAUACUGACAAAUAAAAGAUACUGACAAAUAAAAGAUACUGACAAAUAAAAGAUGCUGACAAAUAAAAGAUGCUGACAAAUAAAAGAUGCUGACAAAUAAAAGAUGCUGACAAAUAAAAGAUGCUGACAAAUAAAAGAUACUGACAAAUAAAAGAUACUGACAAAUAAAAGAUGCUGACAAAUAAAAGAUACUGACAAAUAAAAGAUACUGACAAAUAAAAGAUGCUGACAAAUAAAAGAUACUGACAAAUAAAAGAUGCUGACAAAUAAAAGAUGCUGACAAAUAAAAGAUGCUGACAAAUAAAAGAUACUGACAAAUAAAAGAUACUGACAAAUAAAAGAUGCUGACAAAUAAAAGAUACUGACAAAUAAAAGAUGCUGACAAAUAAAAGAUGCUGACAAAUAAAAGAUACUGACAAAUAAAAGAUACUGACAAAUAAAAGAUGCUGACAAAUAAAAGAUGCUGACAAAUAAAAGAUACUGACAAAUAAAAGAUACUGACAAAUAAAAGAUGCUGACAAAUAAAAGAUACUGACAAAUAAAAGAUGCUGACAAAUAAAAGAUGCUGACAAAUAAAAGAUACUGACAAAUAAAAGAUGCUGACAAAUAAAAGAUGCUGACAAAUAAAAGAUGCUGACAAAUAAAAGAUGCUGACAAAUAAAAGAUGCUGACAAAUAAAAGAUACCGACAAAUAAAAGAUACUGACAAAUAAAAGAUACAGACAAACAAAAGAUACUGAAAAAUAAAAGAUACAGACAAACAAAAGAUACUGAAAAAUAAAAGAUACUGAAAAAUAGAUAUUACAAAUAAAAGAUACCGACAAAUAAAAGAUACAGACAAAUAAAAGAUACAGACAAAUAAAAGAUACAGACAAAUAAAAGAUACAGACAAAUAAAAGAUACUGACAAAUAGAAGAUAAAAUAGAAGAUACUGACAAAUAGAAGAUACUGACAAAUAGAAGAUACUGACAAAUAGAAGAUACUGACAAAUAGAAGAUACUGACAAAUAGAAGAUACUGACAAAUAGAAGAUACAGACAAAUAAAAGAUACAGACAAGUAAAAAUUAUUAAUAAAUAGAAGAUACUGACAAAUAGAAGAUCUGACAAUAAAUAGAAGAUGCUGACAAAUAGAAGAUGCUGACAAAUAGAAGAUGCUGACAAAUAGAAGAUGACAAAUAAAAGAUACAGACAAGUAAAAGAUACAGACAAAUAGAAGAUAAAAUAGAAGAUACUGACAAAUAGAAGAUACUGACAAAUAGAAGAUGCUGACAAAUAGAAGAUGACAAAUAAAAGAUACAGACAAGUAAAAAUUAUUAAUAAAUAGAAGAUAUACAGACAAGUAAAAAUUAUUAAUAAAUAGAAGAUACUGACAAAUAGAAGAUGCUGACAAAUAAAAAUUAUUAAUAAAUAGAAGAUACUGACAAAUAGAAGAUGCUGACAAAUAGAAGAUACUGACAAAUAGAAGAUGCUGACAAAUAAAAGAUACUGACAAAUAGAAGAUGCUGACAAAUAAAAGAUACUGACAAAUAGAAGAUGCUGACAAAUAAAAGAUACUGACAAAUAGAAGAUGCUGACAAAUAGAAGAUGCUGAAAAAUAGAAGAUACAGACAAAUAAAAGAUACAGACAAGUAAAAAUUAUUAAUAAAUAGAAGAUACAGACAAGUAAAAAUUAUUAAAGAAGAUGCUGACAAAUAGAAGAUACAGACAAAUAAAAGAUACAGACAAGUAAAAAUUAUUAAUAAAUAGAAGAUACUGACAAAUAGAAGAUGCUGACAAAUAGAAGAUACUGACAAAUAGAAGAUACUGACAAAUAAAAGAUACUGACAAAAAUAGAAGAUGCUGACAAAUAGAAGAUACUGACAAAUAGAAGAUGCUGACAAAUAGAAGAUGCUGACAAAUAGAAGAUGCUGACAAAUAGAAGAUGCUGACAAAUAGAAGAUGCUGACAAAUAAAAGAUUCUGACAAAAGGAAAGAAAUAAAAAAAUGCUGUGAUGAAAUCUAUACUGACUUCACUGCCUCGUAUAACUAGGUGCUUUGGUUUGUUUCACAGCAACCUUGUUCACAGCAUCACAUCAAGCGCGAAAAUUUGGUGGAACGCCGGUCAUAUUAAUCCACGCGGCCCCACACAAAGCCGCCGCAAGACAUAUAGUGGCAACAUAGCGCCUGCAUGCAAGGGUACAAGCUAGGCACUGCCUUUGAAAUGAUCUCAUCAUCAUCAAAAUUUAUUUCAUGACGAUGCUGUUUCACAGCAACCGAACGCCUUAAUGAAAGCCAGGAAUACCAUCGAUCGAAUAGAAAUAUCAAUCAAAUACUUUCUUUUUUCAUGUGAGGGAGUUUGCAUGCAGGAAUUCCGGUGUUCUUGUUAUCUUAUACCAUGUAAAUAUACUGUGACUUCUGCAUGCAUGUCUUUUAAUUUGUAGUUUGUAUGCUUUGUGAAUGUAAUAUUAGUUUAACACUCCAGCAAUAUCUGAAUGUAAAAAGGCCAUGCCAUUACUAAAACUAUUGUUUUACUUUUACCUCACCUUUGGCUUUGCUUUUUGGUAUUAUUUUCAAAUUUUGACCUUCGUCAGUUUCUUCUCCCCAUGAAUUUAGCUGCGUGUAUAACGUUUGAUUUCGCUUUUUCGCCGAUUCGUUCAACGUAAUUGUUGAUAUUUUACUUUCACUGUGUAUUAAAAGUACAGUAAGAAUAAACAAUAUCUGUAGGCAAGUAGCCCAGUUGUUCAUGACUGUUUUCUUAUAUCUUUGCGGAGGAAAUUAAAACUUAAAUUUCAAAUUUUUUUACAAAGAUUUACAGAAUUAAAUGUUGGCGAAAUUGACGCCGACAGACUGUUUGAUCAUCAUCUAAUGUUCUAAUGUGUUUAUAUAAUGUGGUGUGCAAGCAGAUUGCAUCCCAUUAAUACAUAGUAUUAAUAAUGCAUCAAAUUUGUGCAUUGUUAUAUGCAUAUAUAGAUGUGAAAAAGUACAGAUAAAGUGGGUAACAUGAUAUUGUUGAAUAUUAUUCGGAUCCAUGCACUUUAGUUAAUUUGUUUUCCAGCUGGAAUUUAAUGCAAAUUUUAAUCUUAAUGUUGUCUUUUAAUAAAUUUUAAGAUGAUAUAUCAUUUGGGAAUAAUCAUUUAUUAUUAUUUUUAUAACAAGCUUUCGUUGGUAGGGAUGUAUACUUGGAAAAUACAAAAUGAAAUUCGACAUUUCGAGAGCCUCUCCGUCGGGAAGUUGCUAUCUUCCCGACGAAUUCAAUAAAAUAGCUUAUGCAGUAAUUAGUAUAACGUUAAAUGAAUACAAAAAAACCUGGAUAUUGUACUGGCGCCUCCUGAUGCAUGCUAUGCAGCUCCUUCAAACGAUUAGAAGCUAUUUUAAAUUCCUAUAGGAAUAGAAAAUCUUGUACUUAACGAGUUAUUUAUUAAAGUCUCGUUUUUCAAUACACCCUGUAUUUUACGCUUCCGUGGAUUAAGCAUAAUGCUCAGGCAUUCAAAUUAUUAGAAUAGGAACAUUUCAAAUGUAUACUUUUUUCGGGGUAUAGGUCUAGCUAUGGCUAUAAUUCUUUGUUUGCAAUCACGUGACUUUUCAUUGAAAUGACGGACAAUCAAACAAACGAUUUUUCUCCUAUCAGAAUGGUUGUAGCAAGAAAAACUGAACGGUAAUUCAUCUUUUGAGUCUUAAACUGUCUCUAAACUCGAUCAAUACAUUAAAAUAGCCUGGUUUUGUUAUACCUGCCCAUCAACUGAAAUCCCAAAAUGACGUCAUUGCAAACAAGAAUAGGCUCUUUGCAGCUGGCCUAGAAACACUUUGCAUAACAAUAUCUGGAGGGCAAGAAAAAUGUUGUGUUUUGCCUUAAUCCUUUUUUUACAACUCCCACUGCUUUCCAUGCUCUCCACUCAAUUAUUGCUGGAGGCGGGGGGAGGGGCAGUUGCCGCUCACCCCUGUCCUCUGUCUCGUACGCCUAUGCUAACAUUGUAGCAAUAGAAGCAGCAUGUCUUAAUUAAAGCCGUUUUCCACUUCAACCGAGUUCAAACGUAUCGUACCAAAGCGUUGCGUAUUUCUUUGUUUAGGAUGGAACUAAUGACUUCGACACAAAAGAAAAUGCUUUUCGAUACGGUUGAAGUGGAAAAAGGCCUCUACUUAACAAGUUGGUUUCUUAUCGUUCCGAGAUAAUUUUAAUUAUUCAUAAAUUGUCGGUUUCGCUUUUUCCUCUCACGAAACUUCACGUAAGCUCCUGUGACGAAAAGAGAUACAAAUUUGUUGCUAUACAAGUGGAUAUAACCAUGAAAGGAUAAUUUUUUUGUUGAAAAUUCUCAUAAUGUGCAAAAUAGAGUGACAUACAGACUAUUAAAACUACAAUACUUUUAUCUAUAGCAAUUGAUGAUUCCCCUUAUUACGUUUUCGUAGCGCUUUGCAUUGUGGUUAUAGUGGUAUCACUGAUAAAGAUAGCAGCCUCGAAUGAAAAUAUUGAGUGUUUUCACGAAUAUUUUGCUGUUAGCUAUCGCACCCUAGCUUUUAUUAAAAGUUCUUGCAUGGGUCAGGACAAAAAAAUAAGCCAUCUUGAAUAUCAGUAAUACCACUAUAACCACAAUGCAAAGCGCUACGAAAACGUAAUAAGGGGAAUCUUCUAUUUAAAUCCCUCCGCCCAUCUGCAGGCGAGACCGUAAUUCAUGCAUUGACGCAUGUUUAUGUGCUGAUAGGCUUCAUAAUAGAUUCCAGCAUUUUCUCUAUGAUUUUAUAACAAAAAACACUUGCAAGCCUCAUACAAACCAUUACGUCAAUACUUUAUCUUUUCUCCGGUGAUUAAAAACGUGACACCUUCAUUUGUAUCCUACACGCAUUGCCAAAUUCUCGAACUCUCUCAUUCUGCCCUUUUUGUCGUCACAAGAAAUUAAACCAUAUUUACACCCAUUUGAAGAAUGGUUGUCGGUCUCCCCCGGAAAUGUAUUUCGACCAACGUAAUCACUGAAAAAGCAAAAGCAUGCUGCGAACAGUGCUCAGCAGCCCCCACCCGAAAAUUUAUAAUAAAUAAAAAACUAUAUAAUAAGUAAUUAUUUCAAAUGUCCUCUGCCAUCUACAUCAUUCAGGGUAACAGCAUAAUGUGAAUGUAGCUUUUAACAGCAACAUUAAUCAUCUUGCGCAGAUACAUAGCGUAUCUAAUGUUAUUUUUUAUAACAUUUAUUUUUAUACUUGUUAUCAAAAUCCUGUUUAGGCGGAUCUCCACUAGACUUUUGAGUUUUGAGACGAUUUUUAUGACAAUCGUCAAAAAAUUCGCGACGAUUUAGAGAGAAGUAGUAUAUUAGCUGUUGUCAAAGUCAAAUACAACACAAAUCUAAAGCAAUUAAAAAUUAAGAGUAAUAUGGGAAUGAAAGUUAAACUAAAGGUGGAGUUACACGAGCAACAAAAUUUCUGCAACGUCGACACAUGUUCUCAUCCUGAUCUCAUCCUGACGAUGUAACAAGCUCAGCCAAGAACCCAGCGGAUAUUGCCAACUUACUCAACCACUACUUCUAUUCCGUUUUCAAACCUUCUGACGACGAAACGUCCUUUCCAAACUCUAGUGACUCGAACUCUGAUACUUCAGAAUGUACCAUCUCUAGCAUCACCUUAACACCCGAGGAAGUUUACCACGUUCUUGCUGCUCUCGAUGAAAACAAAGCGACUGGCCCUGACAAAAUACCAGCGAAACUCCUCAAAAACUGUGCGUCCAGUAUUUAUUUAUCGCUAUGUGAUCUCUUCAACAAGAGUUUAUCUCUGGGUAAACUUCCAAAUGAGUGGAAACUCUCCAAUAUUGUUCCAAUCCCGAAGAAAAGUCCAGCUGAAGAGGUUUCAAACUAUCGACCAAUAUCUCUGUUGUCCUUGGUCUCCAAAGUCUUCGAACGUCGCGUCUACAACCAACUCGUAUCACACAUUUCCACUCAACUCCACCAUCUACAAUUCGGUUUCCUCAGAGGCAAGUCAACCACCUCACAGCUUCUGCACGUUCUCCAGGAUAUCCAUCAAGCGUUGGAGAGUCGAAAGCAAGUCGACGCUGUGUAUCUGGACUUUGCAAAAGCGUUUGAUAAGGUUAGUCAUAAGCUUUUGUUGACUAAACUUCACAAGUUUGGAAUAAGAGGUGACCUACUAAGUUGGUUUGAAAAUUAUCUCUCCGGCCGCUAUCAAAGAGUCACUGUUCUGGGUGAGACCUCGGGUACACUCCCUGUACUGUCUGGAGUUCCUCAGGGGUCAAUCUUGGGGCCCCUCCUUUUCCUAGUAUAUGUGAACGAUCCUUCCACAUUCUGUCUCGGGCGAAUCAACUGUGGCAAUGUUUACCGAUGAUACCAAGUGCUACCGUCCGGUGAAAGAUUUACCCGACUGCGAAGGUCUGCAGAAUGAUCUGAAUAAUCUCAUAAAUUGGUGUAUUAUCUGGAAGAUGGACUUAAAUAAAUCUAAAUGCGGAGUAAUGAGCUUCACAAGAAGUCGCCAAUCAGUCACAACAGAUUAUAAACUACUGGGUAGUUCUCUGAAGCAACUAUGUCGUCAAAAAGACCUUGGGAUUGUUGUCACAAAAGAUCUCAAGUGGACAAAACAGGUUGAAGAAAUAACAUCAAAAGCGAGCUCAAUGCUAGGCUUUAUUCGUCGAAUAGCCUCCGACACGCAUAACAUCCACGUGCGAAAGGUCCUUAGUGCGCAGCAAGUUAGGAUAUGCCAGCCAGGUGUGGGCGCCUCAAACUGUCACCGACAUACUGUCAAUAGAACGGGUCCAACGUCGCGCGACCAAAUUCAUCCUUUCCCUUCCUUACACAACAGCCACAACAUACAGGGAACGACUAUUGGCACGAAUUUCUAGACUUAGUUUUUCUUUACAAGAGUAUUCUAAGCAACGAUGUCAAUGUGUCAAUACGAACAACCACCCGGACGACUAGAAACGCUGACCCUGUCAAUGGUAUUCUUCUUAAUGUAUCUCGAUGCAGGACAGUUAGCUACAAGAACAAUUUCUAUGUGAGAGCACCUAGCGUAUGGAACAUUCUCCCUAGUAAUAUUCGUGACACUUCAAGAUCAUUGGCUUACUUUAAACUCUCUUUAUUCAAUUACUACUUAAACCUUUUAGAACAAAUAUACAACCCGGACAAUCCUAGAACAUUUAAGUCGGUGUGCGUCAAAUGCCACUCAACUCGGUCUCUUGAUAGCUUAUUAGUGAAGACAUGUUGUUGACAUUUUAGCAUAAUUUGUUUUAAUGUAUAUAUAUUGUAACUUAUUGUAAGGGACCCCAUAAUUGGAGAUUAUCUCUGUGGCUUGUCCCUGCCCGAAUUGUAUGUAAAUUUUGUAAAGUAUUAGUCUUAUUUAUGUCUGUUAUGUUUGGCGAAUCUUGUAAAAUAAAAUAAAAUAAAAUAAAAUAAAAUAAAAUGAAAUGAAAUGAAAUGAAAUGAAAUGAAAUGAAAUGAAAUAUGUUGCCUUGUGAUUUGUAAUUUGUGUGUAAACAUUUUCAAUUAACAUGCGUUGAAAUCAGAUUUUGUUGCAAGUUGCAGCAAUUUUGUUGCUCAAUUUGCUCGUGUAACUCCACCUUUACCAAAAUCCUGAUAGUGUAUACUAUAGUAAUUAUUGUGACGUGAAUAUCUUUGUAGGGUUCUGAGCGUCAGUCUAAGACAGGAGCAACAGGUCAGAGAUUAAAAGAAGCAACAAAAAUCAACUUAUCAUUAGCAACUCUUGGUAACGUUAUUUCAGCUCUGGUGGAUGGCAAGAGUACUCAUAUUCCAUACAGAAACUCAAAACUGACUCGACUUCUUCAAGAUUCGCUGGGAGGAAACUCAAAGACUGUCAUGGUACGUAACGCGAAUGUUCAUCGUUUGGAUGGACAGUCGUAGAUAAAAACAUUGUGUAUUCUCACAUCAUGGAACUUGCAUGUUUGUCAAGAGUAUUUGACAAGUUAUAUAAUCUGAUCAGGUGUUUUGGGCAUCUCACUCAUAGGCGUACGGGGCGGGGGGGCAGGGGGGGGUCGAAAAGUCGAAAAGUCGGGCAAAUGUGCAGCUAAAGUCGGGCAAAAGUCGGGCAAAAAGUAGUCAUAACAAGAAAAUCUCUCUUAAUAAUAACCCCUGUUUGUUGGGCAAACAAAGCCAGUUGGGCAAUUCGCUGACCGAAAUUUUUUUUGGCGACGGGGAUGGGGGGGGGGGUCGACAAAAAAAAUUUUCCGGAAAAAAAUUUUUUCGGCACUAGUCGGGCACAAUCCGAAAAAGUCGGGCAAUUUUCCCCCCCCAAUUUUUUGCUUCCCGUACGCCUAUGAUCUCACUCGAUAGACUAUAAUGUUGAAGGAUUUUGUAGAUGGAAAUUUCAAGUGUAAAUUUUAUACAUUUAUUAGACCUAACCAAGAGCGGCUGUGAAAAAUGCAAUUCUAGGCCCUCUGGCAGGAACCUGCGGCCUAGCCUGCGAACAGGCUCUCUUUGAACUCCUUUGAAAUUUGAUUCAAAGAGCCUGUUCGCAGGCUACCUGCGGCCCUGCGAUUCCGAUUCUCUGUGACUGUUCAUAUAUCUGUUUUAAACGAUAGUAGUUGGCCCUUUUUCUCAGAGGUAUUUAGAAGUUCGAUCUUUGCUGAAAGCUUUAUAUGAUCUUGUAAUGAAUAUAGUAUUAUUUUUCACACCCAGAAAAUUUGUUAGUUAGGUCUCCUUGGGCUGUCGUGAGUUUCUUUGUUUCUCAUGAAUCAUAACAAAUUACAAAUUCAGAAAAUCGUAUAACACGUGUCCAUGUGCGUGACAACCUAAUACUCAUGCAAAUGUUAGACAUUUUAUUUGUCAAUGUCGGGACAGGUUUAGACUGGGAAUUAAACCUUCAUUGACGCAUUUUUAAAAUGUCUUGUUAGAUUGCCAACAUUGGACCAGCAGGCUAUAAUUUUGAUGAAACUAUCAGUACGUUAAGGUAAGUUUGCUUUUGUAUUCCUGCAUUAAGUUCCAAGCUCAUGUUCCUGUGCUGUGCAUGCCAUGGGCUGUGAUAUCCAUGGGCUGUCGUGAUAUCCAUGGGCUGUCGUGAUAUCCAUGGGCUGUCGUGAUAUCCAUGGGCUGUCGUGAUAUCCAUGGGCUGUCGUGAUAUUAUAAAUUUCAGGAUUUUGGUCAUCGACACUCGAUAUAGUUAAUACACCCUUCCUACGUCGCUUUGGCUAUAGAGCCUCGUUUUCGUGCACGUGACAUUUAAGUUAAAGCCAACCUCCCAAUCGCCAAAACGAGGCUCUAUAGCCAAUGUGACGCACUUUCCGGAAGCGUGUAUUGUAGAAGGGUUUAGUAGAUGGGAAUUUCGAGUGUGAAUUUUAUACAUUUAUUAAACCUAUAGCUACAAUCCGGGUCAAAACUCGUGUGGACACUUAAUCCACUUUUGCAAAAAUCAUAACAAAGAGCUAAAACUUGAAUUUACUCGCUUAUCCCCCACUACCCCUCUUCAAUGUUGCAUAUCCGAAUUAUCCACACUUAACAUUGGCUUGGGUGAGCGGGGGGAUAAUUAUUUAGAAACACGCUAUUCGAGGCCAAUGUCUGUGGGUUGUCCACAACGUUUUGUCCAGGAUUGUAGCUAACCAGAAGAAUUUCCAUCUACUAAACCCUUCUGUGAUAUUAUAACCAAUUUAAAUUGUUUUCUAUAAAGAUAUGCUAAUCGUGCUAAGAAUAUCAAGAAUAAAGCGACUAUUAAUGAAGAUCCGAAGGAUGCCUUACUUCGAGAGUUUCAGAAUGAAAUAGAGAAGCUUAAGAAACAAUUAGCUGAUGGUAGUAUACAAAAUGUUAUUUAUAUUUAUUUCAUUUUUUCCCCAUAUACAUUUAUGAUUGCAUGAAACUUAGUGAGGUAUAUUAUGUAUUGGCUUAGGUGUACGGGAGGGAAACAAAUUGGGGGGGGGGGCAGAAAUAAUUUGCCCGCCUUUUUUCAUUUUGCUCGACCCAUCAAACACAUUUCUCCCUGCUAAACUUCGACAAUUGUUGUCGACGGGGGAGGAAGAGUUUUUGAAAGGCUAAAAAAUUUUGGUCACAUUACAUGUUUCUUGCAUUUUCGACUAUUAUCUUACAAAUUUCUUGCUUUCAAUUUGGUUUCCCCAUUUUUGUGCUCAACUUACGUUUUUUUGGGAGGCAAGCUGCCCCCUGCCUCGUACGCUUAUGUGUGUUGGUUAAGCCUUAAGACUGGGAAAAGUUUUGAUAAACUAUACAAUACAAUCGCAACAAUAUUUAUAGUCAUCCUAGCUCUGCAGGAAUUCUGAAAGCUGAUAAAAAAUUUGUCAACGUAUCUUUAUUAUUAAAGAUAGAACAAUAUAAAGAUAAUUCUUUUAACGGGUCUAUCGACAUUUUUGUCAACAGGGGACUUGAUUAAAAACUGUAUUUGUGUCCAUUUGUGGUAAUCUUCAGCACAAUAACACAUAUGACAAAACGUAAAGUUUUUUUGCUUCCUUACACGAGCGCAAUGAGGCAAAAUGCCGCCAAUAUUAGUUCCACCAAUUUUCAGGUGACGUCUGCGUUGACAAAAACUUGGAUUGAUAAAGCUCGCUAAUUAACAUGAAUAUGUUGUAUCUUCAGACGGCGGGAGUGGUGAAUCAGGUGAUGAUGAUGUUGAAGAAGAAGGUGAAGAAGGAGAGACACGAAGACGAAAACGCAGGGAGAAAAAAGGUUGGUCCAUCUCUGAGCAACAUUCUCUAAUCAGUUGCUGUAGAAACUUCCAAUGGGCACGUUAACUCUACAUACGACGGGGUGUAUAUUUCAAUUGAGUUACCUGCAUGUACAUAGUUAUCGAAUAGUUAAAAAUGGUUAGGAGAUUCGUUUGAGGUUAAGUAUAUACGACUCAUUAGCCAAGUGGUAUUUUCCGCAAAUACGAAACAAUUCCGAAAUACAAAACUUACUACAAAGAGCUAGACUCCAAGAAGUUGUAGAAGAGUGCCUUGUUAUUUUCGCCAGGUCAUCUUUCAUCCGCCUUUGUUUGUCUGUCAGAAGAAUAACUUAAAAAUAUCUAACAUAUUAAUACGAAAAUUUGUGGGAGUAAUGGACAUUUCCCAAGGACAAAUUGAUUAAAUUUUGUAUAAAUUUACAUGAAAUUUGGAUGAAAAAUUAGCAAACGUUUGUCUUGCUAGAGUAAACUGAAUACGUAAUUAGCCCAUUGCAUAAUUUAUGCAUGAUACGUGACAUAUAUGCAGUCUUCGAGUUCCCUCUAGUUAAUGUGAUUUUCUUUUUCUUGCUAUACUCAUUAGGUAGACGAUGUUUAUCCCCUGGAAAAGUGGCUGAAAUGAAAAUAAAAAUUGAGGCGGAGAAGAAAGCUUUGGUUCAAAAGAAAGACAUGGAAGAAGAAGAGAAAAAUAAAGUAGCUCAAGAAUUAGAAAAACGAGAGGAAGAUCUUGUUGAAGCAGAGUAAGUUAAAACACUUUUCUUAUUACAUUAAUUUGAUCAAUUCAGAAAGAACUUACAAUAAAUGAUGUCAUCAUUUUACACCUUUUGUUCAUUUUUCUUUACCACCGGAGAUGAGCGCAGCGUCAGAGUUCUUCAAAUCCGAACACUGACUAAGAACUAACUACUGAAAUUCGAUUUCGUCUAAAUUUGCAUGUGCAAAUCUAUCUAUCUAUGUUCCUUAUUAUUAACUUUUUUUACACUUCUAUAGAUUUGAUUAAACUUCAUCCAGUUCUAGGAUGGAUCUAAUUCUAUCCAGUCCUAGGACUAUGUCAUACCUUACUCAGUUCUAGGACUUGAUAUGAAUUUUGUGCAUGAAUUUUUAGGGAGCAGCACAAAAGACUUCAAGAAAAGUUGAAAGCUGUCGAGGGAAAAAUUAUUGUUGGUGGAGUUAACUUAGUAAGUGAAAUUGACGCGUAUAAUCGUUCUCUAUAUAGCUGUCGUCUGCGCGACACCCCGGCAAGCGAGGGGAAAUUUAUGCUAUGAGGUCACAAUCAAAGAAAACCCCUGCAUACACUACGUUCAACUUUACUGACUACCUGGUUGUCUUUAUUGUUUUGUUCAUUCCUGCAAAGAGCUUAAUACUGAACUGUAGGCGUAGCUGGAUCGAUAACAUGCCUUUGUAACCAGCACUUGUGGUGUCAUGGUCACCACACUUGCCUUUCAAACUGAGAGACCCGGGUUCAAUUCUUGGUCCGACUUCUACUCAAGGUCUUAAAAUAAUUGAGGAGAAAGAACUAACUUUACAUUAACCGGAGUAAAUGGUUAGAUUUUCUUCUCGGAUAAGGACGUUAAAGUGGUAGGUACCGAUCGGAUUCCCUAUCAAUUGAACAAUAUAGCCUGUUGGGAAAUCCGCUCAACAAUGAGUAAGAAACUCGAUAAACUCAAACACGAUAUUUUUACUAAGCUCGAGAAAGCACAAGAGCAAGAACGAUUACUUGAAGAAUCAGCUCACGAAUUGGCAGAAAGAAGAGCAACAGAACAGGAACUUCAAAAGAAAAUUAAAGAAAAGGAGGUAGGUUUUAUAGAAAAAACGAAUUUGUUAGAAGAAUAUAACCAUUUGAUAGUUGAAGAGAAUGACUCAACUAUCGCUCUCAAUUCCUUUGUUUUCUAAGUAUAUAUAUACCGGGUGUCCCAAAAAAAACUUGCGCUGUUUGAUUUAAUGUAACAUAAAAACUAUAAAAGCUAUUACACUCAAAUAAGUUAUAUUGUAUUCAAAAAGGGAUAACUUAGAUUUGGAUAUAUAACAUUUGAAUAUCCGUGCAAUAUUUACUGAGCUAUCGAUGUUUUAAAUCGAAUAAGCAUAUUUGACAAUGUUAAAAAUUUGCAUAAAAUUGCCUAUCAAAUAUUAUUUGGUUAAAAUUGAUUAUAUAGUUUUAUUGUGGCCAAAAGAACGAAUGAAAAACAUAAUUGUUGGAUAAACAUUUAUUCAUUCAUCAUAGAAAGUAUGUCCUUUUUCACGUAUACAAUGUCUUGCACGGGAAACCAUAAAACCCAAACUCUUUGAUCUUUUGUUAAUCGAGGCAUAUUCGAAAGGCGAACGACGACCAACUUUAUAAUACGAACUCUCAAAGGACGUCAAAUAUGCUUUCGAACGUUUUUAAAUGUUUCAUGCUUAUUUCGCUUCCCAAGAAACACGAAGGGUUAAGUUAUACUAGGACAUUACCCGAAAUGAAAGUUGAGUUGAAAUGCUGAAAUUGAAAUUGUUAAUUUUUGUUGAAAAUGGCAAUUUGUUUUCAACUUUUCAUAUAAAUUUGAUCAGCCAUGUUUCUCGAUUUUUUUACUCAUUUUUAAAGCGUGCGCCACAUUCAAACGUUUGUAUCUAACGUAAUAUUACAUAUUUUUAGUGCUGUAUAUCAAAAUCUAAGUUAGCCUUUCCUCAAUACAAUAAAACUUAUUUGAGUGUAAUAGCUUUUAUAGUUUUUACCUUACAUGAAAUCAAACACCGCAAGUUUUUUGGGGGACACCAGGUAUAUAUGUAUCCUUGGUUCCGGAAUAAUAUCACGGUUGUAAAAGCCUGUACCUUCUAACCUAGCAGAUUAUGGCAAUGAGACAACAAGGAAAUAUACAGAAUAUAUUACGUACAAGCUUCUAUUAAGUUAUAUAUGUCCAUGUGCAUGCAACAUUGCAAUUUCAUUCGCUCUUUCAAAAGCGUCAUUUUACCGUUCUUAACGCUGUAAUAUUACUUUAUUUUGCAGCAAGAGAGGGUUGAUAUCGAAGAAAAGUAUGCUUCAUUGCAAGAAGCCGCCGCGGGCAAGUCAAAGAAACUAAAGAAAGUUUGGAGUAUGUUAAUGAGCGCUAACUCAGAGGUACGAUUCCGUCUUUAUAUCUGCACAUGCUGCAUUUUGUCAGUUCAAAGCGCUUUAUGUUCUUAAGCCUCUUUUCGUUUCAUCGCAAGAGUCAACCACUGAGCUCCAUAUAUAUCUGGAGCGAGAACUCGAGUCCAGAAAGUGAAGCCAGGAUGGCGGAAAUUGAAGAGCUAUUACUAUUAGACGUCAACCCACUGAACCUAGUCCCUUUCUAUUGUUUCGUCUACGCGGUUAAGACGAAGCUUGCAAGUGUGCCGAAAUGUCGUAUUUUGACAUCGAUUUAAAGAAUAAGUUGAAUAACACUGUGUUUUAUGAACUGAUAACUUGUUUAUAAAAACUGUUUACCACCUUCAUAGUUAUUGGACGUCAAUUUCUGCCAUUUUGCCUUUACUUUUCUCAUGAAUGACUGGAGUUCUUGCUUGUUUAAUUUGUUCUAUAAGUAUAUUCAUUUCUUGUCUACCGAGCAGGCCUUCGACAUUUGUAGUUGAUUUUUGCAAUGAGUGGAAAAUCUUUCGCUUGUUGCUGGACAAUCGCCUUUCGUUGCAUGGGCAGCGCCAAUUUUCCAGCGAUACUUUGAAAAACGACAUUCAUUGACGUACAUGCAUGAACGAUCUGUGCCAGUGUACCUUAGCUCGAAACGUCGAAAUUCGCCUUGUAUUUUUCCGGUUAGGAACCAAUUAUAUUAAUAUAGCCAUUGAAUUAAUCGAACUCAGUGAAGUAAAUUAUUAUAUUAUACUGAUCGAGUUGACUACAGUAACCUCGCUCUAAAUGAACGUCGUGUUUAGAUGUCAGAUCUUAAACAAGAACACCAACGUGAAAUAGAAGGCUUGUUGGAUAAUAUACGGGAACUUAACAAAGAGUUUCGGUUGCAAAGUAUGGUCAUUGACAGUUUCAUUCCCCAGGAAUUUCAGGUCAGUGUGAUGUAUGUGGUGGACCAGACAGGUACGAAACUUUCGAAUGUUUCGUAUAACUUGUAAUGUAUUCUAAUGACUAUAAUGGCGAAGUAAACCUGUUGUAUAAAUUAGAAAAUUAAGAAAUUAAAGAAUUGUUAACAUGAUGAACAGGCCUGCUGCAUGCAUGGGCCAUUUAUAUGUGAACACAAAUGAAUUUAUGGCGGCCUUAUAUUAGUUUACAGCUCGAACAGGCAAACCGAGGCCACUUGCGUAUUUUUAAUGUUUUCAAACGAAGCCAAAAUCAAUCAGCAGUGGGUUAUUUAGACCUUAUGGCUAUGUCAUAAAUUCAUAACCGGAAAAUGUUUAGUCAAAAUCACCCCGGUGGUGAUUGGUUUUGGCUUAGUUUGAAAACAUCAAAAAUAUGCCAAAGCGGCCUCGGUUUGCCUGGUCGAGCUGUAAAAGUGGUGUAUGAUAACAAGAACUUGUAACUAAUUAAUAAGAAUUCAGUCAUUCUGGAAUAACGUUCUUAAUUAAUGAACUUGCUUCUCUCGUUAUAGCAAAUGAUUGAACAAAAUUCGACCUGGAAUGAAGAUAUAGGAGAAUGGCAAUUGGUAAGAUUUACUCUUAAUAUAUUGACCACGCUUCCCCUUAACGACGAGUAGACAGAGUAAAAUAAUAUUAAUAAAUUCUGGGUGCAUAAGGGCGCAUUGCAGCUUAAUGGGCGAAAUAUUUUCUUGUUUCUAUCCAAAACCAGGGAUCUCUUGGACGGGGAAACAUUCCAGGAUCUUCACUAUACUGCAUGUAAUUUGCGUCAUACAUGACAGUUCAUGAUUAAAUCUUAUGUUGAUGUCUACUACUGCAUUUCUUUCAACUGUAUGAUCGUUUUUACAGCGUUUUGUUGCUUACACUGGUAAUAAUAUGAGGAAAGCAAGUCCAAGCCCGGAUCCUCGGGAAAGGAAUAAAGAGGUAUGAGAUUUUUGCUUCUGUUCCCACAGGAGGCCCAGGCUCUAUUUGUUCCGUAUACGUUUUAACUCCGCAAAUCGACGCCAUCUUGGUUCAUUUUCAAAACAUACGAUCAUCAAUAUUCUUCAUUCUUUGUCGUAUUGUGUCAGAAAUCGUAAACUAUCCAUAAUACAGUAAGAUGUUUUCAAAACAAACCAAAAAUAUUAAAGUAACUCAACUAUUUCGAUGUAAACGGCAGGACAAAACUUUAAAAUCAACCAAGAUGGCGCCCAAUGACACGUAGUGACGUCACGUGCAAGCAAAGAAUAUGUGAAGUUAAUGAAAAGAAAAUUGCAGUUUAGAACUCUACUAUGCUGCCUUCUUCCCAUAAUCACCAUAUUGACACCUACCUCAACAGCUAUGUGUAAAAUAUUGUAUAAUGCACUGCUUAUAGGGCCGGAGGCACUCAAUCACAGGCACUUGAUAUAGAUUUAGUUGCGACAGUAAUGUAUCCACAGUAUAUAAACUUGGGGGGAAUUUAUAAUCCAAACGAAUGGAUGAUGCAAGAACUGAAAUGCUCCAAAAUAUCAAUUCUUCCAAGGUUUUACCACCACCUCAACUGUUAUCAAACUGGAUCGUCCCUACGCCACACCUCGCUCACAAUGGCAUGUGGAACCGAGGGUGUUUUAUAUAGAUUGUUUGCUUCAUUGUUUAAUAUAUUGUGUACAUUGUCUUGUAUAGUACCCGGAAAUAGAUAUUUCUAAUGUCUACCUGACAUAUUCACCUGCUGGAUACGAUGGUGUGACUGGUGAACCGUUCAAACCUAAAACAGCAAGACCAAAGUCCUCAAGACCAAAAUCAUCAAGACCAAAAACAGCAAAGAAGUAGGCUACGAAUUUUUCUUUCAUUAUUUUUCUGCACGCGGGUACUUUAAUUUGGUGGCCCGGCGAACGAAAAAUCCCGCUUUUCCAGGCCAGUAAGGAAUACGAAUGUAUAGUAGUGCAUUAACCAAGGGCAAUUUAGUCCAGCCGUCCAGGUCACAACUGCUGUUGUGGUGACCCUGCCAUUUUACUUAUUAGGGCAAUUUAGUAGUUUUUUGUAUAUGUAAAGUACGUCUUUUUCAGUGGCAAAUUUAAUAAAUUCAAAUAAAUUCAAAUUCAAAUUUUGGAAGAGUGAAUUUGUCGUCCACCAUCUAGAGGUGAUCAAGAAUGUCAUAUUUAAUUCUGACACUGCAGAGUACGACGAAAUAUUUUCUGAGCGGGUCUUCGGGUUUUUUAUAUCACUGAGGAGCUUUUCACAUCACUGAGGAUAGUUCUGGUAGAAUUGAAACACUGCGAGUCCUCCAAGACAAUAGUUAUGCAUGUCGCAUUCUCGUCCCCAGAGCCAUUUUCACUCGGUCACUCGUUGAAAAUUAGGCUCUGGGAUAGACGACUAAAGAAGAGAUCUGAUUGGCUUCUCAGAGAACUGCUAUUUCGCAGACGUUGAGCAGUUUUCGCUAGGCAAAAUUAUUUCAUUGGGCUAGUAUUCCAAAUGUCGUAGGUUCGUAACGUCAUAGGGGCCCCCUUGGAAAGUUUUGCCCCGCGCAACAUCUCGGCGGCCUUGUGUACACGUUGCUACAGAAAAAUAUUUGUUUAUUAGAAAAUCCAAGACAAAAGAAAGCACUGAAGAGGUCAGCUCAAGUUUCCAAAAACAAACGAGUCAAGUCAGUCAAGAACAAUAUCCUGAGUCAAGAAAAAGUUUGAGUGCUAAGACACACUUUGCUUAGGACAUUUUAUGAAUGUCACGUUUGUAUGCAACCUUUGCGCUGCAAUUUUUUUUUCAAUUUUCGAAUUUUAAUUUGUAUAUAUAAAUAUAUUAGUAUAUUUAUUCGCCUUAUGAUCAUAUAGAUAAUUGCGAUAUAUAGAAUUUUAAUUAAGCUAUUAAUAAAUAUUGUAAAACGUAAUAUAUUAUAAACCUUUUGUAUAAUC